Molecule: messenger RNA, 1794 nt
Organism: Teleopsis dalmanni
Lineage: Eukaryota; Metazoa; Arthropoda; Insecta; Diptera; Diopsidae
Product: lebercilin-like protein
Exons: 7
Coding region: 137-1705 (522 amino acids)
Biological process (GO): intraciliary transport
Cellular component (GO): axoneme
Source: RefSeq, a predicted model, not a curated record
GAAUUUGUUGUUUCAAAUAUUAACGACGAACAUUUGUUUAAAGUGUGAUUACAUUAAUCAUUGGAGAUUUUACGAUCUCCGUCCUGUCGAUUGGUUGCCAAGUUUCACGAAUUUUAAUAUAACAAUCAUUCUCACAAUGAUUUCUCCACAAAAGACACCAUCACUUAAAUUAAUUUCGGAAGAGGUCAAUUCAAAUUCGCCUCACGACUCUAAGAGCUGUGCAAGCUUUUUUUCUAAUGCAUCUAGCUCAAAGGCAUCGGCUCAACUAAUAUACGGUACAAGCGUCAAACCACAUCCAAGUCGUGCCGGUCGUGCAGGUCCUGGACGAACUGCUUCCCUCAUACCUGCCUCAACAGAAGUGCGAAAGCGCGUUCUAUCCGCUAGGCGUCUUCGUGUGAAAACAUUCCAGAAUCAAUUAGCAGAUGCUCAGCAAACAAUAUCGGAUUUAGCACAUGAAAAUCGUAUGUUGCGUACACUGCACAAACGUCAAGAUUCUGCCCUAGCAAAAUAUGAGAGUACUAAUGCAGAACUUCCGCAAUUAUUAUACUCACAUGCUGAGGAGAUCCGAAUGUGGCAGUCAAAGUAUCGAACCUUACAACAAACCUGCAAGGAUCUGGAAAAGAAAAUUAAACAAAAAGAAGCAAUUAUUCUCUCAGUAACUGAUCAAAACAAAUACUUUAAUCAGCUAAAUAAAGACAAGAAUUUGGAAAGCCGACAAAAGCUCACUGAAAAGGUUAAGGAUUUGCAGACCCAAUUGCAGGAAAAGAACAAUGAAAUGAAUCUUUACACCCGUAAGACGCAGCUUGAAAUUAAGAACUUGAAACAGCAAAUACAAAAUGACCAAAAACAGCAACGAGAAACAAUGGUAAUGCUAGACCGUACCCGUUUGGAGUUAUCAGGUUUGCGUAAAUUCGACGUUCUUCCCGAUGAGACUGAUUUAAAGAGACCACAGUUAAAAUCAAAAGAAUUGGAAGAUGACAACAAAUCUGAUAUUUCUGUAAAUUCAAGCCUAGAUUUUAAUACAUUUUUGAACAGUAAUCCUUAUCACCCGUCAAAAAUUCCUAAACAUAUUGCAAAGACAUUACCAUUGAAACUGCUAGCUACCAAAUCUAGUAAGCCCAAAGCAAUUGAAGAUAAAAAGAAUCCUAAAAUACAAAUGCGACAAGGUGGUGGUGGUGGUGUUGGUGGUAAAGAAGCUAAAUCUGAAACUAAGAAUACUCUGGGUAAACAUAUAUAUCAGCAGAUUAAAGAACAGGGAAAGAGUAAAAUCGAUAAUCAGAAGUUAUCUGAAGAAAACAAAAUAGACGAUCAAGCUGAAAUAAAUACCGAUUCACUAGAACAAAUUAAUCCAAACGAUGAUGCCACUUUAAGUGACAAUGAUCCCCUCAAUGGCUAUGCAAGCGACAACGAUAUGAUCUUUCCAAAGUAUAGUGAUGAAUCAUUCAAUAUGUAUGAACACGAUGAAACUGAUGAAAAUGAGAACUCCAUAGAUACCGCAAAGAAAGCUACUAAACUUAAAGAUAACAUAUCAGAUCUACGUAAAAUGAUAUAUAUGCCGGAUAUGAAGAGGGAAAGUUUUCUGGAUGCCUUUUGUGAAAAUUCAUCAAAUCAAAUGGAAAGCGUCAAAACUAAAUCCAACCUCGGUGAAAACCGCAAAAACAAAUUAUUAGCAGCGCUAAAAGCCAUUGACGAUAAGAAAGAUUAGAUACUUAACGGACGUAAAAAAGGGAAAAAUAUUUUUUUAUGUUUUAUAUUUAAUGCUUAAACCUAAUGCCUAAUGUAUAUUUAUAUAUA